Messenger RNA from Penaeus vannamei (Pacific white shrimp), 1071 nucleotides. The record is from RefSeq and is a predicted model, not a curated record. NCBI's taxonomy places the organism in Eukaryota, Metazoa, Arthropoda, Malacostraca, Decapoda, Penaeidae.
AGACAUUUGGGCUUGUAUCUCCUACUCUAUAUUUGUAAACAACACUCCUUCUCGAACAAUGAACGGCUGCUGCAGUGAGUGACGAGCGCGAGGAAGUUCAGGGGAGAAGCCCCUUGACUGGCAUCGACUGCACCGGAUCCAAGAGGCGUCGCGGUAACGUUUUCGUGCUUAGAUAUGAAGAAUGAUUAAAAGAAGAUGGCAGACCUGCAAACUUUUUUUGGGAAUAUUGAUUACUCUCACCUUCUUCUAUGGAUGGUAUCAAAAGGUAGAUGAUAUUGUGGACCUUGAAACCUGCCCAGCAUGCUAUGGACAGACUCUCUGCAGCACCCUUGUAGGUCAUGAGGAACCUCUCAGUGAGAGACUUCAGCUUACAAGUUUUUCAAAAUGGAAGAUCAUGAACCUUAUGAAUGUGAAGAACGUUUUUUAUGGAAAGAUGAGAGAUGUGCCAGUUGUGCUGAAGAAAUUGGCACACAAUUCAGAACUAAAUGAUUUUGAUGAAAAAAUGCAAGACAGCUGAGCAACCAGAGAACUGCAGCAUAUCCCAAGCCUUAAAGGUAUUGUUAGCAAAGGAUGGUCAAGAUGUACUCCAGGUUGUUAGCAAAUAUCCAGACUUGUUUCAGGCAAGUGAUGCUGUAAAAUGCAACCAUAGCAGAACUGUGGAGGUUUUGUAUGAAAGCUUUAAGAAGACAGACAGAGGCCCUUAUCAUCAGCACCAUUUCCUCACUAUGUUAGCAGUGAACAUAGAACCUCUUGUAAUAAUGACCUACCAUUCAAAUUUCUUUCCAAGAUUUAUUGGUACUUGCGGUAGAGUUAUAGUAGAAGAUUAUGUUGGACCUACACUGACAGAACAGGGCGAUGAACCUUGGAUUGUACGAGCAGAUUAUGCCCGACAGUUGCUGGAAAUGGCACAGCAGUUUUCUUCUGGAACUUUUGCCCUCUACUUGACUGAUGUGUCACUUGACAACUUUGCUGUCGGUGAUGAUGGCAGUGUUAAAGUUAUAGAUGCCGAGAACAUUGUUAUUGUUGACACAACUUCCAGAGGACUCAGUAAGUAGGAAUUUAGAAUGUUGU